Messenger RNA from Penicillium oxalicum, 681 nucleotides. RefSeq names its product spindle checkpoint protein MAD2. Bases 1 to 681 code for a protein of 226 amino acids. Gene Ontology annotation, cellular component: kinetochore; cytoplasm; nucleoplasm. Lineage: Eukaryota; Fungi; Ascomycota; Eurotiomycetes; Eurotiales; Aspergillaceae. The transcript is spliced from 7 exons. Gene Ontology annotation, biological process: mitotic spindle assembly checkpoint signaling. The record is from RefSeq and is a predicted model, not a curated record.
AUGCCGGACACCAAAGACAAAUCUAAGGUUCAUAAGCUAUCCAUCAGAGGAUCGGCCAAGCUGGUAUCUGAAUUCUUUGAAUACUCUAUCAACUCGAUUCUAUUCCAGCGCGGUGUCUAUCCUCCAGAGGACUUCACAACUGUUAAGAAAUAUGGACUCAACAUGCUCGUCUCGGCCGAUGAUCAAGUCAAGGCGUAUAUCAAGAAGAUCAUGUCUCAGUUGAACAAAUGGAUGGCGGGGGGCAAAAUCUCGAAAUUGGUUAUUGUCAUCACCGACAAAGAGACCGGAGAGCAUGUCGAACGCUGGCAGUUCGACGUGGAAAUCUUUGGCAAAGGCUCUCGAACCCAGAGUUCUCGAAAGGCCGGGGACAAGGAGAAUGCAACUCCCGGUGAAAACAGUGCGGAGGCCUCCGAGCCAGUUGAGAAAACCGAAAAGGAGAUUCAGGAGGAAAUCCAGUCGAUCUUCCGACAAAUCACUGCCUCUGUCACAUUCCUUCCAGUCCUCGACGGUGACUGCACUUUCAACGUGCUCGUCUAUGCGGACGCCGACUCCGACGUCCCAGUCGAAUGGGGUGACAGCGAUGCAAAAGAGAUCAAGAAUGCAGAAAAGGUCCAACUGCGAAGUUUCAGCACCAAUAACCAUCGAGUCGGCACACUCGUCAGUUAUCGGUUGGCGGAUUAA